UUCGGGUAGGUGGAAAAAGUAAAUAAACAACUGGAUUUAAUUUUUAUAAUAAUAUAAUUAGUAAACUAUUAAAUUGGGACUGAAAAGUAAUAUAUUAUGAAAGUUUAACUGGAAAUACCUGCCAUACGUUAUUAUCUCCUUCAUACAAGCAACAUUUCCUGCAUCAUCACAAACUUCACUGACAUAACCUCAAACUGUUGACAAUGGAAAGCAUCAAAGAGACAAUUGCUGAGAUGAUGGGCCAACUGAACACAAGAAUGGCCUCCUUCGAAGCACAGAUUAAUAAGUCUCCAGCUUCACCUUCAGCUUCGGGACUGGCUGUUGAGUUUGCUGCCUUCAGGAGCUUCACAGUGUCGGCCUUCAACAUUCUUCAGAAGCAGGUUGAGAUGCUGGCAAGAGGGAUGGACCACCUGGACAUGCGCAGCCGCCGGAAGAUCCUGCUCAUUCACGGGGUACCCGAGACCAAGGGGGAGAAUGUGGUGAAUGCAGCUGUCCGGGUGAUUACAGGUCACAUUGAGGAGCCCGAGCUACUUUCUCCAAAGGAUGUCACUCGCAGUCACAGGAUGGGUCGCUUGGGUGAUAAGCCUCGGCCCAUUCUAGUCAAAUUCAAAGACUUAACCCUGAGAAACAAGGUAUGGUUCUCCAAAGCGAAGCUUAAGGGCAGUGGAGUCACGCUCUCGGAGUUUUUGACCAAGCCGCGGCAUCAGGCAUUCAUGGAGGCUCGGCAGCGGGUCGGCGUGAAGCAGUGCUGGACGCGGGACGGCUGCGUGGUGGUGCUGGGCGCUGACGGGAAGCAGCAUCGCAUCGUGUCGCUCGCCGAGCUGGACCAGGUGUGUCCGCCGGCGAGCCUGAACGUCGGUGUGGCGCCGCCAAAGGCCAGCAGCAGCAAGGCGCCAGAUGCAUCAGUGGUCUCUGGCAGAGCGAAGCGUGUCGCAUCUAAAAAGUAG
This is a messenger RNA of Plutella xylostella (diamondback moth), 947 nucleotides long. NCBI's taxonomy places the organism in Eukaryota, Metazoa, Arthropoda, Insecta, Lepidoptera, Plutellidae. The record is from RefSeq and is a predicted model, not a curated record.